Messenger RNA from Pyrus x bretschneideri (Chinese white pear), 695 nucleotides. RefSeq names its product inactive protein RESTRICTED TEV MOVEMENT 2. Lineage: Eukaryota; Viridiplantae; Streptophyta; Magnoliopsida; Rosales; Rosaceae. The coding region runs from base 112 to 609 and encodes 165 amino acids. The transcript is spliced from 2 exons. The record is from RefSeq and is a predicted model, not a curated record.
UUUGUAGAUCGACCAAGCCUACAAGAAACCUGUAACUGAUCAAGCUAUAUAUUUUGUAUGCCUAUGACAGAGCCAAAAACCUAGAAAAGCAGCUAGCUGACUGAUUAUCACAUGGAUUCCAACGGUGAACUGGUUAACAUUAUACGUUCUUACGAGGAUUUUAUGCCUUAUUGCAAGUUCCUAAAAGAGGAACGAUUCGACAUUUACCAGAUUCCUCUCCAUGGUUUCAAGAUGGAACAAUUCAAGCUAUUUGUGAACGACAACAAAGGAACAAUAAAGAUUGAAGGCCAACGUCCUAAGGGUGGAAGUAGAUGGAGCCGCUUCCGCCAAAAAUUCAAACUUCCUUGCAAUGUUUAUAACACUAAGGAUAUUCAUGCAAGUUUUGGCAAUGGUGUCCUUACCAUAAGACUGCCAAAAAGGGAACCAUUGAUGAUUUCGAAUUCCGAUGACAAGUCUGAUCUAUUUGUCUACAACGGCAAGCUUUUCAGGCUGAAAAUCAGCAAAAGAGGAAUCCUCGGAUCAAUUGCACUUGUUGCUGUGGGCUUGGCUGUUGGAGGUUAUGUAAUCCAAAAACACUUGCCAUCUACGCAUGUUGCUGAGAAGCAUUAAUUAAAAGUCACUUGUAGUUUGAAUUUGUUCUAAGGUUUGUUAAGAUUGAACUUACUCAUGUGUAUACAAAUGCGCUCAUUCCUAUU